Molecule: messenger RNA, 3692 nt
Organism: Ornithorhynchus anatinus (platypus)
Lineage: Eukaryota; Metazoa; Chordata; Mammalia; Monotremata; Ornithorhynchidae
Exons: 2
Coding region: 579-2888 (769 amino acids)
Source: RefSeq, a predicted model, not a curated record
GUGGUGUGUCAAAAAUGUAUUUUUCUGUUUCAGAAAUUCAAGGGAUGAGCCUCUACUGGAAUAUCCUGAACUGAAAUGACCUGCUCCUGAGUUCAUGAGAAGAACCGGGCUCAGCUAUUUCUCUCCUCUGUGACUGCACUUAACUCUUCUUCCUCUGCUCCUAUCUCAAGACCGGAGGUGCACGUGCUCACCCCCAAAAAAGCAGGAGAGAGAACAACUUCCUACUGUGUCAAAGGGAGCUCAAGGCAUUGAACAUGACAAAGCAAAGUUGCUUUGGCCUCUCUUGAAUGCUCUUCAGCCGUAACCCUGAGCCUGCGGGAAGAUAGCAGCCAUCCUGUUCCCUCUUGGCAUCCCUGGACCUGUGGGGGUUCCCUCAGGUAGCCUUCAGGGGGAGAAGCAUUGCCUGUCAGAAUUUCCUAUGCAAAAUAUUCCCUUGGGAACUCUGCUUUCCUUGAAAAAUCAGCAAAGUAUCAAGGCCUUUUUUCUCUUUUUUCCACAAAACUGAGGAUGAGCUAAGUUGAUUAAGCGGACCUGAAAUCCAGUAACCUGCUUUUCAUCACUCAAGACCUCAGCCAAGAAUGUACACGUCUCACCCUGAAAAUCCCUUUAGAAUGAAGCUAAGUGUAGCCCAAGAACAUGCUUUUCACCAAAAGCAGGCCACAUUGCCGAUGAAACAUUUCAUUCCCCAGGCAUUUCAAGCUCCCAGUGCUUUUACAUAUGAAUCUCCAACAAAGGUAUUCCAAAGGAUGAAAAUCAAGGCUUUGCAGGACAGAUGGCAAAAAAACAAGUUGCUUGAGGAAAAUGCCAGUCAAAUAAAUACAGCUUUCUCUCUGACUUCUAAUUUGGAAAGAUCCAUUGGAUUACAAAGUGAAAAUCUUGAUGCAGGUUCAAUUGUACCUGUAGAGCAAGUGGGAUAUGUUGUUGACCAAUCACAAAAGGAGAUGAUCCCAGAAUCCCCCAACAUGAUUUUCCUCCGUAUGAAGUAUCGGCUAAUGAGGAAGAGGCAGUAUGAAGCAUCUCUUUCCUUGGUCAACCAUUCUUCACAAUGUUCCUCUUCUAGUCAGUAUGAAGGAAAACAUGUUUCAUUAGCAUCCUCUAGAAAACUAUGUAUCCCAAUAGAUUUUGCCCCCAAAGGGCAGGGUUGCUUUAAUCAGAAAAAUAUACUAUUUUCACAAAAUGUUCUUGCAGAUGUUGGGAUGAACAAUAUGCAAUCCCGGUGUGUGGAGGUUAAUGCAGAACACCCUAUUUGUAUCCCCCAUAAGACUGGUAUCAAGUUUCCAGGAUAUGAAAGAGAAAGUGCAUCUUGUGUCCACAAUUUCCCAGAAGAAAGAGACCAGUCAAGCAGUGAGGAGAGCAGGGCAGAGAUUGGAAUGAAAAAGACCCCAGAGAGAAACCCUCAAAUCCUCUCCACAUGUCUAAGUCCCUUUCUGCUUGCUUCCCCCAAGAUCCAUAUACCGAGGAAACAGAAACUGAAGGAAGAGUAUAUAUCUCAACCAAAUCCAACACAUAAGGAUAAGGAUGGUAGAAUGGAUUAUAAAAAUGAAAGGCUUGGUUUAAGGGAUCAGGUGUUUAGUGUGACUAAUAGCAAUUCUCUGGGUACUGAAGGAUGCUGGGAUAAUACUAAUGACCAGGAUGGACAAAGUGGUGGACUUUUAGGGCACAGAGAAAACAACCAACUCACUACCUGGCCUGACAAAAGCUGCAGUUUACAAGAAAAUAGACAUUCAGCUCUGAUGAAGCAGAACUCCACUGAGAGACUUACAUUCAGCUCUCUGGAAAACUGGGGAAUAUAUGAUGAUACUUUGCUUAAUAGUACAGGAGAGAAAACUAGAAGAGAACCAAUACAGGCCUCUGAAGAACAAGGAGUGGCUGACAAUUACAAUGUGAUAGAGGGAUCAGAAAAAAUAGAGACUAAAGAUAAAUCAGGAGAUAUGAAAGCUACCAUUGAACAAGAUAGUGGUGAUGGUAAUAUUGAGAUUAUUCAUUCAUCCAACAAAAAAACAUUAGAAGCCACCAAAGUUUCAAUGCAACAUUCUAGAAAUAAAGGCACAACCUAUUACUAUGACUCUGAUCCUCCUGAAGGGAAAAGUAACCCAUUGCUCGAAACUAAAAAAAUUAAACUCAGUAGCUACAGUGGUCGACACCUUAUGUCUCCAUUGAAAUAUUGGAGUGGGGAAAGACAAUUCAUCGACCAUAAAUUAGAAGUGAAAGUCUAUAAGGGUGGUAUAGAUUACUUGUCAGCUCCCUAUUGGGGUAUAAAAUCCUUAAACACUUCAGUGCCUUGCCUCAAGACCACCAACACUGCAAACAUUCAAAAUGAUGGAGGAGGCACCAAGCAAAACAAAAGAAGCGGCAAGCAGAGUGACGCUUUUGAAAAGAAGGUUAAAGCUAGAGACUCAAGUGAAAACAAUGAGGACCCUGAAGAUGUAUCCAUUUGUGUCAAAGGGCAAACUAAUAAAUGUUCCCCAAAACACAUGUUGAAUGACGGAGUUAGUUCAUCUCAGAGGAAUUCACCGAAAGACAGAAACGUGAAAUCCACAGAACUAUCUGUAGUUGACAAUACUUGUGCCUUAUCCUUGCGUGUUGAUACAGAGUCCAAAUUGCAUACGUUAAAGCCGGAAAGUGAUUUAGAUGAGGCACUGAAAAGGAAAGUGCUCACCAAAACAACCAGGCGAUUCAAGAGUGUCUCCUUUGGUGACAGGCAAGAACUCGCUAGGAAAGCUGGAAGAAGCUUGAAGAAAUUAAAAAGUCAGUUUUGGUUAAGUGACAAAUAUGUUGGCUAUCUGACCAAGAGAAUGAUGAUGAAAUCUGCCAAAAACCUUCUUGCUGCCGGGUUAAGGGUGGUGUUGUGGUCAGGAUGCUCAAAUUUUGAAACCAAACCCAACUGAGGCCUCUAUGAGGACCAAGCAGGAGUUUUCUACUCUUUUUCCCUGUUAUCCCUCUUCUGCCCUCUCGGCCCAAAUUGUUGUGUGUAAAUGCUGGUUGUUUGCAUAAAGUAUGCGAAAGACAUGUGCCUUCAGCCAGGCCCUAUCUGCAGGUAAACCCCAUAGCAACAGCCCUGCACUUUAGCCUUCUGGUAGUUGAAAAUCGGUAGUCUUCCACCGAAGAAAGGCUGAGUCCUAAAGUGAAAUGAACUUUCUGGGGAAAUCAGGCAUCACCCUAGAGGAGGUGAAACAAGCUGUAGGUUCAAUGCUGUAAAGUUUAUUGCAGUUACAUGGAGGAGUACUUCGAUCUUAUAGUGUGGUGUGCACACAAAUACAGACCCCAUGGGCUGGAAAAUGCCAUUAGUAAUACAAAGGAAAGUGUUCACCGUAGGUUCCCAAAUGCAUGUCUUUGGGAAAGCCAUUGCUUCAAAGAUGACAAUGGCAAAGUGGUGGUGCUUUUCAUAUUUUGUAUGAUAUUUUCAUAUUUGAGAACAGAGUUGAUGCAUGGGUUAAGCCUCAUGAUAGUAUCCUUCUCCUGUAGUCUUCAUUUUUGCCCAAGUCUGGGAGCCAGGAGACCAGAGGUCCAGUUCCAGCUCUGCCACUAACCUACUGUGUGGCCUCAGGCAAGUCACUUGACCUGUCUGUGCCUCAGUGCCUUGCCCAUGAAAUGGAAGGAAUACUUGCUGUUUUCUAUCUCACUUGACUGUUGAAGGGAUGUAAGAAUGGAUGUGAAAGUGCUUGGGAAAAUAAAGUACUAUUCAAACUCAA